CUCGAGCUCUGUCUGGAGCUGGAACGGUACGACUGGGACGUCAUAGGGCUUGCCGAGAUGCGGUGGACGAGCUCAGGAGAGGAGGGUACUCCCUUCGGACACAAGCUGUUCUACAGUGGCAGUGAGAACAGGCAACUAGGCGUUGGCUUUCUCGUCCACAACAGAGCGGCAGCGGCAGUCCUAAGUUGGGAGCCCAUCUCGAGCAGACUCGCAACCAUUCGUAUAGCGGCUCGACCACGAAACGUCUCAGUCAUCGUAGCUCAUGCACCUCACGCCGAUCGAGGGGACAACGAGGUAGAGGUGUUCUAUGAGCAGCUGGAGGAAACGAUGAGGGGGAUCCCCAAGAAAGACUUUCUAGCCGUGGUGGGAGAUUGGAACGCCAAAGUCGGCCCAGAUGCAUUUGAAAAGUGGGCCGGCACCGUGGGUCAAUACGGUCUAGGAACGACCAACGACCGCGGAUGGCGCUUGCUUGAGUUCGCUGGAACCCAUAAGAUGACCCUUGCGAACACGCUCUUCCCGCACAAACCUUCAAGGUUAGCGACCUGGACUUCACCCGACGGCGCGGUCAAGAACCAGAUCGACUAUGUGCUGAUCCCCCAGAGCUGCCGUUCAGGCCUACUGCAGGCAGGGACACGAGUGUACCCGGGUGCGGACAUCGGGUCAGACCACAAACUCGUGAUGGCUUCCCUGCGCCUGAAAGUCUCGCAGCAGAAACGGGAGAACAGCAAACGCAUUCGCUGGUGCACGGAGAAACUCAGUAACCCUGGCCACGCAGUGGCUUUUCAGGUCGAGGUGGGGGGCAGGUUCUCUGCCCUCAACCUGCUUGAUUCCGACCUUGACGUGGACGCUCUCGCGGAAAACGUCAAGCAGGUGCUUCACUCCUCAGCAGACAAAGUGCUAGGGAGGAAGCCGCCAACCAAGGUGCCUUGGAUCACAAAGAAAGUUCUCAGACUUUGUGAGCUAAGGAAAACCUUGAAGACAAAAAGGCGGGGAAGCCCUGAAGCCGACGUGGCAUACAGGAGAGUACACCGGAAAGUGCAGAAAAACAUAGCGGCGGCGAAGGAGGCGUGGCUAAACGCAAAGUGCGACGAGGUCGACGAGGGAAUCAAAUGGGGCGACUAUAAGAAAGCAUUCGCAGCGUUGAAAACGCUCACCAACGAUGGUCCGCGAAAAGGCAUAACCAAGAUUGAGGAUAAGAACGGGAAGCUGGUCAAAGGGAAAACCGAAAUACUCAAUCGACUCACGGAAUAUUGCCAUGAGCUGUACAACGCCCCCAUCGAAACAGAUGCGACCGUACUCGAAGGGGCACCACCACCCGCAGAGGAAGUACCGGACUUACAAGUCCUACGAGCGGAGGUGGAAGCAGCAAUCAGGGACCAGGGAAAGCGGUUGGCAUCGAUAAUGUCCCAGCGGAACUCAUCAAAGGUGGAGGCGAGGAGCUGACGAGCGUGCUGACCAAAAUAUGUCGCGAAAUCUGGCGAACCAAGCAGUGGCCGAAGGAGUGGCUACGGUCUGUCGUUGUACCGCUGCCAAAGUCUGGAAAUAGCUCCAAAUGCGAGAACUACCGGACGCUGAGCCUGAUUUGUCAUCCUAGCAAGGUUAUGUUGCGCGUGCUACAACGGAGACUAACAGCGGCCGCAGAACCGCUGUUAGCAGAGGAGCAAGCCGGAUUCCGGGCCGGCCGAAGCACGAUAGAACAAAUCUUCACCUUGAGAGUGCUGGUGGAGAAACACACGCAACAUGGUAUUCCAAUACACCAAAACUUUGUGGAUUUCAAGAAGGCUUUCGACCGGGUCUGGCACGCGGGGCUAUGGGACACCCUUCGGUCAUUCCAUGUGGACGAGGGUCUGAUCCGGACCAUCAUAGGCCUCUAUGAUGGAUCUACGAGUACCGUUCGGUUGCAUAACAAGCUGGGGGAGCCGUUCCCCAUGACCGUAGGCGUCCGCCAGGGCUGUAUCCUAUCUCCGACGUUGUUCAACAUCUAUUUGGAAAAGGUGAUGCGCAACGCGUUGGAAGGCCACGAAUCCUCGGUGUCGAUCGGAGGAAGACCGAUAAGCAAUCUUCGCUUCGCUGAUGAUAUAGCCCUAAUAGCGAGCAGCAACGAAGAAUUGCAGGACCUUACCAACCGCGUAAACACAUGCGCUAACCAGUACGGGAUGCACGUCAAUGCGGAGAAGAGUAAAGUCCUGGUAAACGCCAUCAGCCCAGCAGAGGCUGACAUCAAACUGAACGGGAAAACUCUAGAGCAGGUUCAGACCUUCAAAUACUUGGGUUCCAUUAUGUCGGCGGAUGGGUCAAGUGCACACGAUGUUCACGCCAGGUUGCAAGCCGCGACCGUAGCGAUGGCAAGGCUAAAUCGGAUAUGGAACAGCGGAAGGAUCUCGUUCGCUACGAAAUUCCGACUUUAUAAGUCCCUUGUCAUCCCGGUCUUGACGUAUGGCUGCGAGACCUGGACGCUGCUGUCAGACCAGGAGAGGAAGAUAGCGGCGUUCGAAAUGAAAUGCUAUAGGAGAUUGCUCCAUAUCUCCUACAGAGAAGAAAAGACGAACAAGUUCG
Molecule: messenger RNA, 2556 nt
Organism: Pomacea canaliculata
Lineage: Eukaryota; Metazoa; Mollusca; Gastropoda; Architaenioglossa; Ampullariidae
Exons: 1
Coding region: 58-1443 (461 amino acids)
Biological process (GO): chromatin remodeling
Cellular component (GO): nucleus
Source: RefSeq, a predicted model, not a curated record